This is a messenger RNA of Paramecium pentaurelia, 922 nucleotides long. The record is from the annotation of a GenBank genome assembly. NCBI's taxonomy places the organism in Eukaryota, Ciliophora, Oligohymenophorea, Peniculida, Parameciidae.
AAUGGAACCACAGUUCGAAAUAAAUCAAUCUAUCUAAUUUCAAUUAUGUCAUACCUAAUCAUGUUGGAAUAAUGGAGUUGUAAAUACAUCAUAUCUAUAUAUUUUAGAUCACAACCAUAUUCACAAAUACAACACCUAUUCAAUAUGUAGUUCAAACAUCAAAUAACGAAAAGUAAUCACUUUCAUUUAUUUCAAGACUCUAUUUAAAUGAACAUUAAAUCAAGGCAAUCAAUUCUGUUACAAAAACACAUUAAGUCUCUUAUAAUAUUGAAUUCUAACGAAUACUAUCAUAAUUAAUUAUGCAAAAAAAUGAAGAUUAAUUGAUUGAAGAAGUAAAUUAUUCUUAUUAUAUUUCUUAGUUGAAAUCUUUACUUAAACGUAUAACACCAUAAUAAGUUAUGUAAGAAUAAAAUGGAGGCAAGAUAAUUUACACUACAUAUCAAUUUCUAAUAAUGAGAAAACCUUCAAUUAUAAGAAAUCAUCCAUUUGCUUCAACGAAUCUAGUACUUAAAUAAUUAAAGAAACUAAUUUAUGCAAUCAAAUAAGAAGUACUUAAAAAUGUAUAAAUUUAAAUUUACAAUUAGUCGAACUUAAUUAAAUUAUAAACACAUUCCAAUUUAAAUUCAGAUUCAUUUAAGCAUAAUAAACUUAAAAAAUAAUUACAAAAAUAAUCACGUAAAAUGACUUAAAUAUAUGAUGACUCUGAAAAAGAAGAAUAACCUACUGCCUUCUAUGCCAAUUUAUGUAUAUAUUAAAUAUUAUAUUACAAGUACCUAAUAAAUCAGCAUUUCGACCAUAUAAAUCUGAUUCUAUGAAUAAUCAAUUUGAAUAAUUAUCUAUUUAAACUAAACCAUCACCUAAAAUCGAUUAAAUUAAAACAAUCUAUUUCAAACCCAUUAUUAUAUAAGGAUUGCUAUGUUGA